UAGGUACCUUAGCAUAGUCACGUUGCUCGAUCAUCACUAGGGAGUGUCUUCAUGGCCAAAUGAUAGGAUGUGAUGGCGUGCCGUGUGUGCAUGUCGGCGCGUAUUUGCACCAACCGCCGUGGUCGGUUGCGUCGUCUCAAAAGUGUCACCGUCUUCUUCAAACCUUCUACCAGUAAACCCUGCAGGUUUCCCAGGCUCUUCCUUUAGUCUUCACACUAUCACAUCCAAUAAGUCGACAAUAUAUCCACUAUACCCCUCUCAUUCAAGGAUGUGUUCCAUUUUCUGUGUUUCCGAAAGGGAUUUGCGGGCUCAUUCGCAAUCACUCGAUAUGUAUACUCAUCAUACUUAAUUGCUUGUUUUCUGGCGGAUACGAAAGAUGAUGCUCUUGUUAAUGUUGCUCCUUUUCACUCUUUGUCUUAUUGCUACUGCUGGCUCAGUAUCCUUUGGAGAUCUGACCUUGAACCUCGACCUGGAUCGUCGUGGUAUUGCUUUAUCCACGGAACCUCCCGUGGAUCAGACACUACUGGCAAUUCAGAUAGGAGGCAUUGUUGGAGCAUACGUGAUCUUCGUUGCCAUACUUUUGACUCUGUUGCUCUUCGUGGGACGACGACUGCGAAGAGCUGUACAAGCUUCGAACUACACUUUACAGGUUGAAAUGAUGAAACCUAGCAAACAAGCCGUUAGCAUGGAUCCCAGUCCUAUCACGCCAAUCUCAGCUCGUCUUCCAAGUCCAACUGGACAAAACGGCUUCAGCAGGUCCUGGGGCAGCUUGGCUAACGGUCAAAGAUCCCACGUUUCCGGCAAUGGCAGCGCUGCUACGAUUGAUGAAUCCGUGGUUGCCAUUGAUCGGCGCAGGGCUCAAGAGGAAAUGGAAAUGCUCUAUGCAGCAGUCAUGGAGCACGACGCACAGCGGGUGGCUGGGAUAGAUACCUCGAAGCAAGAGUGGGAAGUUCAAUCGCCAGACAGUGUGCACACCAAUCCGUUCACAGAUCGUUCCUCGCGGACAUCAGAAAGGCCCUCGAUCUCACAGAUGAAGCCCCCCAUGAGCCCAAAGAGCUCGAGGCUAUCGAAGAUAUCGUCCCUGUCCCUGUUCAAUUCAAACUCGCGUCCGCAGUCGAAAGCGGGCAAACUUCGUUCUCCUCGGCUGCCUCUACGCAAUCUGUCCAUUUCUUCACCUGUGGGCUCUCCUGAUUUAACCGCGCCGAACUCUUAUGGCGAGGACCAAAUGCCGUUGACUCCUCGCCUCUACAACCCGGCUCCUCCGCCAGCACCCCCAAUAACAAUCAGUCAGGCAUCUAGUCAAGUAUCGCUAGGGAAGCCCCCUGGACGAGCUCCUGCCCCAGCUCCCCUGAGCCUAUCUACAGCGAGCCACGGCUCGUCUUCUCUCCCAUUCCGUGACGCAUUUCCCUUGCAGAGUGCUCCUCCAACCAAGACGACGGUCAUAGAACGUCCCCUAAAGCCACUAAACGGUCCUCGGACAGGAUUGCCGACACCCUACAGUCCGUAUAUGCCUUUCACCCCUGUUACUCCCCUCACACCCAGCCGUAUCGUGACCAAGCGACAGCGCAAGAGAGAGACUAAGGAGAACGGCUUGAGGGUCUUGAACGAAGAUGAUAUAGUCAAGGACGACGGGGACAUGUGGGGAUACUGAUCAAUUGCCUUUUUCAAGUCUUUUUUGUUGGUGUUUUUGGCAAUAUUUGUUGCAGUUCGAUAUUCAUAUCGGACUGUCAUGGGGAUUAGAUAGGUAUACCUCGCUGAGAUGGCAUCUGGUGAUUUUGCUUUGGUUAUCUGCGCUUUAUCAAUUGGGAGGUGCUCUGACUAAAUGGAAGAAGUUUUGAUUUG
Messenger RNA from Aspergillus novofumigatus IBT 16806, 1842 nucleotides. RefSeq lists its product as uncharacterized. NCBI's taxonomy places the organism in Eukaryota, Fungi, Ascomycota, Eurotiomycetes, Eurotiales, Aspergillaceae. The record is from RefSeq and is a predicted model, not a curated record. The transcript is spliced from 2 exons. The coding region runs from base 377 to 1651 and encodes 424 amino acids.